AUGCUUUCUAAAAAAAAAAGAACACCAAAACUUCUAGAACUAUAUCCGGAAAAUAAAGAGCUAAAGAGUCUUAAAAGAGAUAUAAAGACAACAGAAAAAUGCUGUCGAAAACUCAAAAAACUUGCAAAUUUGAGAGAAACUACAACUGACAGAGAAGACUCAACAGACAAGCUAAAAACACAAGAUGAAAAGGAGAAAACAAAUACUAGAACUGAGCUUAAGCUAUAG
Molecule: messenger RNA, 228 nt
Organism: Dentiscutata heterogama
Lineage: Eukaryota; Fungi; Glomeromycota; Glomeromycetes; Diversisporales; Gigasporaceae
Source: the annotation of a GenBank genome assembly